This is a messenger RNA of Nilaparvata lugens (brown planthopper), 1322 nucleotides long. Its product is annotated as zinc finger protein 425-like. Gene Ontology annotation, biological process: regulation of transcription by RNA polymerase II. Gene Ontology annotation, molecular function: DNA-binding transcription factor activity; RNA polymerase II cis-regulatory region sequence-specific DNA binding. The record is from RefSeq and is a predicted model, not a curated record. The coding region runs from base 3 to 551 and encodes 182 amino acids. The transcript is spliced from 2 exons. NCBI's taxonomy places the organism in Eukaryota, Metazoa, Arthropoda, Insecta, Hemiptera, Delphacidae.
UAAUGAGAAACAGAUUUUCCUGUUAUUACUGUUUUUGGAUGAAUAAAAUCUUUUUCAUUUCAUUACAAUUAUUGCUUUAUGUUGAAAAAAUUACGAUAUCGAUGACACCCUUAACAGACCAUUUCUUUACAGGGCAGUUUGGAGUGUGCUCAAGCUCGGCAGAUUUUGCCUCUUUCCGGACGAAACCCUUCAGCUGUGAUAAGUGUUCCAAGUCGUACAUCAAUCGGGGUCACCUCAGAAGACACUUGGUCUACGAAUGCGGCAAACAGCCUCAGUUCCAGUGUCCUAUAUGUGCCCAUCGUUGCAAAUUGAAAGAAAACAUGAAAAAACACAUAGUCAUAAAACACGAUGGCAGGAAGUACGCUUGUCCCAAUAACUGUGGGAAAAUGUACUCAUACAAGAAAGGCCUGAAUCAGCAUCUGAAGUACGAGUGCGGCUUGAAUCCGAACUUCCAGUGCAACUUUUGCCACUUUCGCAGCAAAUUCAAAUUCAAUCUCACUAAGCAUAUAGCUGUCAAGCAUGGUCCAAAAUUCGACAUGAUUUUCGUCUAAAAAGUUCAGAUAUAGGUUUGCAGGAAAAAUAUGAAAACCAUAUGGAAAAUAUAGAAAUAAUUCCAAUUUCUCAUGUUGUUGACAAUAUUAUUGUUCUGGAAAUUCUUGAUUGUACUGGAAUGAAAAUGGAAAUCAAAGCUCGAAAUCUAAUCGAAGGAAAUCACAUUGAAAAAUGAUGCGCUCAAAUAUCUGUUGAAAUAGAUUCAGUAACUUAAGCGGCGUUUACACCAAAGUUAUUAACAAAUUGUUUAUUUCUCCAUCCUCAUAGAUUGUAUUAGAUUAAACAUAACUUAUCAUACACGUGAUGAACAUAUAUGUGUUUGUAAAGUUCCGUUCAAUCUAAUAGAAUCUAUAAGAACGGAAAAAUAAACAUUUUGCUACUGUAAUAACUUUGGUGUAAACUCAGCUUUAGUAACUUACAACAUUCGUUGCUUAAAUUUUACAGAACUUUUAUUCAAGAUUUAUGAUGUUAGUAAUUGUUUCAUAAUAAAAAUAUUACAAUGGGUUUCCUUGUUUCAUUUUUAUCAUCUACUCAUGUUGUGUGAUUGAUAAACUUUCUUCAGGUAAAUAUGCUACUAUUGAUUUCAAAUAUAAUAGUCCUAUUGUAGCUUGGGGGUACAAUGCUCCCAAUUUUUCUACAAAAAAAAAUAAUAAAAAAUCGUUAUUUAGGUUCUACUUAUAGGUUGGUGAAAUACCAUACCAGAAGCUGGUUUCAAAGAAAAAAAAAUACUUGGAAUUUACUGAAAAAUUUUCUCACGCUUCAAUGAUGGU